This is a messenger RNA of Annulohypoxylon truncatum, 285 nucleotides long. RefSeq lists its product as uncharacterized. The record is from RefSeq and is a predicted model, not a curated record. NCBI's taxonomy places the organism in Eukaryota, Fungi, Ascomycota, Sordariomycetes, Xylariales, Hypoxylaceae. Bases 1 to 285 code for a protein of 94 amino acids. The transcript has 4 exons.
AUGGAGACAGCCGAUUACAAUCAGAUAACAGCCUUGGUCGUAAUAUCAACGGUAUUAACGAUUAUUACCGCUAUCCUGAUGAUCAUACGGAUAUGGGCUCGAUUCUUUGUUCUAAAGAUAGCUAGCCUGGAUGACUAUAUGGCCAUUGCUUCUUUGAUUUUCACGAUUGGUUAUCUCGCACUUCUCUACCUAGACAAAAAUAAUGGACUGGGUCACCCGAUAGGGACACUGUCGGAUGAGGAUAUGGAAACUCAACUUAAGUCCAAAGAUCGCCUUAGCCAUUGA